This is a messenger RNA of Mesorhabditis spiculigera, 1473 nucleotides long. NCBI's taxonomy places the organism in Eukaryota, Metazoa, Nematoda, Chromadorea, Rhabditida, Rhabditidae. The record is from the annotation of a GenBank genome assembly.
AUGUCUGAAAAAUUGCCGCCAGGUACACUAUGCGCAGUGUGCGAAGACGUGGCAACGGGUAACCACUAUAAUGUGGCGUCGUGCAACGGGUGCAAAACGUUCUUCCGCCGCGCCAUUGUGAACAAGCGCAACUUUGUUUGUAUGGGUGAUGGCAAUUGUGCGGUUAAUAAAGGUGUCAGAUGCGCGUGUCGGCAUUGUCGGUUGAAAAAGUGUCUUCUGGCUGGCAUGGACACCAAUGCGAUUCAAAAUGACCGCGACCGCAUCGGGUACACGAAACGGACACGGAAGAUCGACAAGAUCAUCAAGAAAGAGUUGAGCCCGGACCUUGACUGCGAGGCUUCGACAUCAGAUCAAAAUGAGCACUCGCACAGCCCCGGGCAAACCGAGCACAACGCGAAUACGUUGGACCCGUUGAUGGAGCGGCUGACGGCGCUGGAGAACAACUUCACGCUGCUGCUCUCCCGUGGCCACAUCGAGCCCUACAAGACAUUGGACGAGGCCCUGGCCGCUGCUUCGCGAUUUCAUCAGCCCAUUGAUGUUAAGGUGACGGACCCGAUCGUGACCCCAGAAUCCGGCGACGACGAACAGAAGAAGAUGCCCUUUUGGCGAUCGCGGAUUAUUGCCCUUUACGUGGAUUGGGUGAAGACGUUCUCCACAUUUCGCGGGUUGCCCCACUCUGAUAAGAUAGCCCUAAUAACAAACCAUGCCUCCUCGUAUAUGAUCAUGUGCGAGGCGUUUCGCACCCCUGAUCAUACGGAUGAGCAGGAAGUGACGAAUCGGAUAUUGCGCGAGACGGCGCUAGGAAACCCAAUGGCGACGAUAGAGUUGACGCAAAACGGCUCCGAGAUGAUACGAUUGCCGACAGAAUAUGGGAGUCUUCCCGCCGACUAUGGUGGAUGGCUGCCGGCUGACUACGGCCGUCCCUCAACAGGCACCGAGGGUCGAUCGACGAUGCACGCCUUCUUCGACCCGUUGCUGCUCGUCGAACGGCAAAAAGCCGGCGAAGAAGAGUGGCCAAAAGAGACAAAAAUGGGCGAGGCACCCAACAGCAAUUAUCCCAUUGCUGGAAGCCUCUCGGGCCUAACGCCAGUGAUGGCGUGCGUGAUCGAUUACGUGAUGCGCCCCUUUCGCCAGCUCAACAUAUCAACUACAGAAUUCUCCCUACUACAGGCCAUCAUGUUUUUCGAUCCAGACACGGAAGGCCUUGACUCGGCCUCACAGCGCAACGUGAGCGCCGAGCAGCAGAAGCUGAUCGCCGCCCUGCACCGAUACGUCACCCAGAAUUAUAAUGUCGACGACGCGGCCCAGGAGCGGUUCACGAGUAUUCUGUUGCGGAUACCAACGAUACGGAAAGUGGCCGCCAAGAAGAACGAGUCACUGCAAAUCAUCGACCUUUUCAACCUGUUCACGCUCAAUUCGCUGGUCAAAGAGACACACGGGAUACGAUCCGCCACCCCGAACACCAUUCUAGAA